AUGUGGGCUUUUCACAAUUUCCUCAUAAAUAUUUUUCAAAUCUUUUAAAGCAGACUAUAUUAUGAUUAUAUCAAAUAAUCAAUACUUAAUCCUUAUGCUAACUGUUUGGACGUAUUCUAAGUUUAAAUGGCCUGUCUCUAAAAAAGUAAAUUAAAAGUUGAUGUUGGCUGGAAAAAGGGGUUGAUUGAAAUUAUUUCUCUUAUAUUAUUAGCUGGGCUUUGUGCAUUAGAAAAGUUUUCUCGUCAGUUACAUAAUAAUAGAUAAUCUAAACAUUUUUCACAUUUUUUUAUUUUGAUUUCGAGUUUUGUUUUUUAUAUAGAAAUAACAAUAAUAUUUUUUGUAACAAAAUUUUCUUAUACUUCUAGGUUAUGUUGCAAGAACCGAGAAAUGAUUCGCAAAAGGUGUUAAUUUAAGAUUUUUUUGAUUUAAAAAAAAAAUCUGAAUAAAAAUCUUUGGUAUUUUGA
This is a messenger RNA of Paramecium sonneborni, 464 nucleotides long. Lineage: Eukaryota; Ciliophora; Oligohymenophorea; Peniculida; Parameciidae. The record is from the annotation of a GenBank genome assembly.